AAAAAUGUCACAUCCGCAAUAACCUUAUUUCCAUCCUUGAAUAUCGGCCAAUCACAAGAUGCCUCAAGAGUUCCAGGUUUUACAAUGCUAUUCUUGUAAACUAUUCCAAGUUCACCAGGUGAAGAAAGUGAAGAAAUGGAACUGCAAAGUAUGUGGUGAAAAGCAGUCAAUCAUCAAGGUAUUUGGUUGUGGGACUGGAGCAGACUGUAGGAAGCAUGUACAGAAACUGAACAUGAUUCGGGGAUCAGCUCAAGAGUCCGAGGAAACAACACAACCCCCAGUUCAAAGUCAGUCAUACAUUGAUAUGCACCGUGUGACCAACGAAGACCAACCUACCAAUUUCCAAAGUGCAAGUAAAUGGGAAACCUUUAUUGAAAAAGAAGAUGGACAUGAUGACAUGGCUGAACAUGAUGUUUCACACUACACAACUGACAGAAAUGCUUUUAACCAGGCCAAGAAAGAAGUUUGGAAGGACAAAAAGAACAGGUAUAAAAGCCAACAAAACCAAGAUGUAGAGGCCCCCAGGAGCCAAUGCUUUAAUCGAACAGCCCCUUAUAGUAAGACUAAACCAUACAAUAAACAAUACAAUAAAGAGACACAACAAGCUCCCAUAAACAUUACAAACACAUUUGGUGCUCCCAUACCUCCCAUGAGGACUCAACAUUUGCCCGUUGGUGCCGAAUAUGUCAAAGUUACUAGAAAUGAUAUUAAAAACACAGCAGACAAUCAAAAGCUAAGAAACAAUCAACUCCAAGAUGAGAACCCAAUGAAGGGAGUCAGCAACAAAUUGACAGAAAGUUCCAGUUUGAAAAACAACAUAAAUAAGCCGUAUAAUAAGAAGAAGACAUUAACAUCAAAACCACAGGUUGUUAGCUCGAGUAAGUGGGCUAUGUUCACAGAGCAAGCAAAUCCCUCGGAUGAUGACAAUGAUGAUGAAGAUGAUGAUAGCAUUGAGCAACCAGAAAAUAAUUAUCCUGGUGAUAGUGUGAACAUGAAUACUUACAAGUUUGAACGUGCAGAAAAUAAUCAUACCCCUAACAUAUCUUGGUUAAAGACACCUGGAGUGGAUCACACAAAUAAUUGUUUGUCACCCAAUGUUAAUUCACACAAAGGUGGCUCUCACACUUCUCAUAGUUAUGAGAGUUUCAGUUCACAUGUUAAUUUUAGUAAUGUUAAACAUGACACUGAACCACCUCACAAUGUUAAACCCCACAAUAUAAAUAAUCUAUUCAAUGUAAUCUUGAUGAUGUAA
Messenger RNA from Owenia fusiformis, 1252 nucleotides. Lineage: Eukaryota; Metazoa; Annelida; Polychaeta; Sabellida; Oweniidae. The record is from the annotation of a GenBank genome assembly.